Poeciliopsis prolifica (blackstripe livebearer) is the source of this 1039-nucleotide messenger RNA. Its product is annotated as oocyte zinc finger protein XlCOF7.1-like. Gene Ontology annotation, biological process: regulation of transcription by RNA polymerase II; embryo development. Gene Ontology annotation, cellular component: nucleus. Gene Ontology annotation, molecular function: DNA-binding transcription factor activity, RNA polymerase II-specific; RNA polymerase II transcription regulatory region sequence-specific DNA binding. Lineage: Eukaryota; Metazoa; Chordata; Actinopteri; Cyprinodontiformes; Poeciliidae. The record is from RefSeq and is a predicted model, not a curated record. The transcript has 4 exons. Bases 8 to 1039 code for a protein of 343 amino acids.
AGUACGCAUGACCGAAACUAGGAAACUGCAGCGUUGUCCCAUCUCAGCUAAUAUCUCAGCAACCAUGUGUUCAGUUCAGCAUCUCAGAGAGUUUAUCAGAGAGAGACUAACUGCUGCUGCGGAGGAAAUCUUCACAGAGGUUGAAAAAACCAUCAUUAGCUACGAGGAAGAGCUCGAUGCUCAGCGCAGGAUGAUGGGGAUCAGCUGGAAACCAGACAUUAAGCUACACAGAGUCGGUUCGGAGCUGCAGAGACAAAGUUCUGACCUCCAACAGCCAAGUAUCUCCAAUGAGGAGGAAGCUCCUGUCAUCCAACAAGUCAGGAGCCUGGCAAGUAGGUCCAGUCAGGAUCAGUGGACUGGAGAGGAACAGAUGGAUCCAGAACCAAAAUGCCACCUGCACUACUCAAACAUGAGGAAACAGAAUAUCCACUCCAAUUUAACCUCCAGCAGCCAAGUGUCUCCAUCUCCUGUCAUCCCACAAGUCUGGAGCCUGGCAAGUUGGUCCAGUCAGGACCAGAAAGAAGCAGAACAUCAUUGGACUGGAGAGGAACAGAUGGAACCAGAACCUACACUGCUCAAAUAUGAGGAAAUAUAUCCACUAUUAAAUGUAAAAAGAGAAGAGUUAGAUUCUUCAGUGCUUCAGCAUGAACAGCAGCCACCAGAACAUUUCCCAACUGGACAGGACCAGAAGAACCUCAGCAGCCGUCAGGAGGGAGAGCAGCAAACUGUGCAGAAGCCGCUUGCUGCUUUGAUUGAGACUUCUACUGUUCAGGAAGAUGAUAUGAAUGAAGAAGAGACCAGAACAGAGCGACUUUCCCUUCAUGUCUCUCCAGUGGUUGAGAGCAAAGAUCAGAAAGGAAGCAGCAGGCCUGUGUCAAAGAGUCAGUCUCGUACCAGUACAAAGAAAAGAUCUUUCAAAUGUGACAGUUGUGGGAUAUGUUACACACAACAGUGGAAGCUGAAAAUACAUUCCAGAACUCAUGUUAGUGAGAAAACUUUCUCAUGUGAAACAUGCGAAAAAGUUUUUCACAACUUCUGA